This is a messenger RNA of Theobroma cacao (cacao), 1828 nucleotides long. RefSeq names its product glycine-rich protein. The record is from RefSeq and is a predicted model, not a curated record. NCBI's taxonomy places the organism in Eukaryota, Viridiplantae, Streptophyta, Magnoliopsida, Malvales, Malvaceae.
UUUGCGCUCCCUCCCUCCCCUUAUUAACGCUACUCUCAUUUUCAAGUCUCUCAACGAAUAAAGCAAAACCCCAACCCAAAAACCCACAAUCAACAACCUUUCACUUCCUCCGCCCCUUUCUUUCCGAAAUUCCCCAUCCCGCCGCUCCCUUUCCCCACCGCCACCACCCCGGUGGUGCUCUCUCUUAACUCCGAUCAGCCACCACUUCCAACACCAUCAAUUCCUCAAAUGGCGGCCUCCGCAGCAGCAACUGCUUCCUCCGACGCGACAGCCACUACUUCUUCAGAGGGCCCCGUUCUUAACCUCAUCAACAAGCGCCUUCGUGCCCUACGCAAGAAAUACAACCGCAUCCUCCAGAUGGAAGAAUCCGUCUCUCAAGGCAAACCCUUAAACAAAGAACAAGAAGAAGUCCUCCGUUCCAAACCCGCCGUCUCCGCCCUCAUCGAUGAACUCGAGAAGCUUCGCCAGCCUCUCUCUUCCGCCGUCUCCGAAGAAAUCUCACUCGCCUUACAGCGUCAAACCAUUUUUCCGGACGAGACAGCCUCAGAAGCCCAACAGGACGAGACUGAAGUUCAAGAGCAACAGCCCAAUGAGCCCGAUCAUGCGGUUGAGGAUCUCCUCAAUCUGCUCUAUUUCGGGUCGAUAUUCGAUGUCAAGUCUCAGAAUGAUUUUACUUCCACCAUGUUGACUAGGACUCACGAGAGAGGCUGUUGCUUGACUUACGAUUAUGUGACCGAUGACGCUACCGAUCUGCUUAGCGAAAAAGAUUUGGAUUUGAUUUCGAUGCUGAGUGGACUGUUGACCUCUCGACCUGCUGAUUCAAGUUUGUCUCACAAGAAUGCUUUGCACCGCUGCCUACACCAUGCUAAACUAUGGCUUUCUAACUCCGACCAGCCCAUUGAACCCAAUGCCGACGUUUCCUAUGCUGGGUUGAGAGAGAGGCUUAACAAGAUUAUGGCUUUGGAUUAUUUUACAACCACACCGGAGAUGAAGGCUCCUGUUGAAGUGGCGGCUGUUGCUGCUGGGACUUAUACCACUUUCCAGGUUCCAGUGCACGGUGUGCCCAUCUCUGUGCCUGUUCAGGCGGAAGGUUCAGUGGGGCAGUACCAGCAGAAGGAGGAGGAUACAUCAAAUUAUCAAGAAGCUGAGACAGGUGACAAUCAAUAUAGUGCUGCAGAGGAACUUCAGAAGGAAGAACUGGAGAUAGAAAAUCAUGCACCAGAGGAUAUUACAGUUCAAGACGAACAAGGCACACUACAGGUGGAUGUGGAGCAUAAUCAGAGAGAUGUAGAACCCAAGGAGCAACAGUAUGUUCCUCGAAGACCCUAUCAGAAUCAAAGAGGUGGUCGUGGUACUGGGGGUGGCCGUAGGGGUUACUCCAAUGGUCGUGGAGGUCGAGGCAGUGGAAGGGGAGGUGGAGCCUACCAGAAUGGUCGCAGCCAAUAUUAUGAUCAGCCUGGCAACUACUAUUCUAGGAACUACUAUAACAACAGGGGAAGAGGUGGCAGAGGUGGUGGCAACCCUUACAACAAUCAUGGCUCAGCAGUGCAGGGUGGUCAUGUGUCAGCCGAUGUUGGUGUGGCUUCAUGACAGCUUCACUCUGUUUAUAGGGUCCGUUUUUAAAGGUGGGUGGUGAAAAUGUAUUUUUUUUUUUUGCUUUGCAUGAAACAUGGUUUGAAUGUGGGUUGAUGUUGAUAUCGUACCAUCCAGGACACCCCAUUUAACGACUUUUUGUAGUUCAGUUAAGUAAGGACUUUUAUUGGAAACAUUGAAAAACAAGAAGAGUUGUAGCAAUAUUUUUUUGGUUUAACAUGCAAUUCUUGUGGUC